This is a messenger RNA of Saprolegnia parasitica CBS 223.65, 3570 nucleotides long. RefSeq lists its product as hypothetical. The record is from RefSeq and is a predicted model, not a curated record. Gene Ontology annotation, molecular function: microtubule plus-end binding. The coding region runs from base 1 to 3570 and encodes 1189 amino acids. Lineage: Eukaryota; Oomycota; Saprolegniomycetes; Saprolegniales; Saprolegniaceae. The transcript has 2 exons. Gene Ontology annotation, biological process: cytoplasmic microtubule organization. Gene Ontology annotation, cellular component: nucleus; cytoplasm; microtubule plus-end.
AUGGAGCUCGGGAGCCGCGUCCUCGUCGUCGGCGGCAAGACCGGCGUCGUCCGCUUCCUCGGGACGACCGAGUUUGCGCAGGGCGACUGGGUCGGCGUCGAGCUCGAUGCGCCCGAAGGCAAGAACGACGGCGAGAUCAACGGCGUGCGCUACUUCCAGUGCGAACCCAACUUUGGCCUCUUUGCCAAAAAGUCCCAAGUCCGGCUCGCGCGUGGUGGCUCGACGCCGCCGACGCAUGGCACAGCGUCCACAUCCUCGACAUCGUCCGCGACCAGCCGCCUGCUGCAGAUGCGCGAGAAGCGGUCGUCGACGUCGUCGCUCACGCCGCCCGCAGCGCCUGCGCCGGCCAAAAAGACCAGCCCGCGCCUCCCGACCGACCGACCGCUCACGCGACGCUCCAGCCUCACGGUACCGUCGUCGCCAUCCCGGCGUGCGGCCGCGCCAGCGCCGCUCUCACUUCCUCCGUCGCCAACCGAGUCGACACGCUCGACUCGGUCCGUUCGGUCCAUCGACGAGCACGAAGCGCUCGAGCACGCCCACGACAAGAUCGAGAACCUCUUGCACGACCUCGAGCUCAAGAACGAGCGCAUUGCCGCGCUUCAAGCCGAGCUCCUCGAGGCGCAGAAGGCGCCAAUGCCACCGCCGGCACCCGCAUCUUCCUCGUCUUCGGUGCUCGACACCAAGGCCGCGUACGACGAGAAGGUGCGCGAGCUACGCGACGAAGGCAUUGCGCUCGCCGCCAAGAUGCGCAAGGACUUUGAGAUCAAGGUGACGAAACUCGAAAAGACGAUCGAGGACAAGGAAGCGUCGUUCCAAGCGGCGCUCGACAAGCAACUGCACGAGCUGCAAGCCGCCACCUCCGAGCUCGUCGCGCUCCGGAGUCGCAACGCGCAGUUUGCUGCGUCCGAGCAGGCGCGGACGGACGAGGUUGCUCAAGCCCAAGCCAAGGCGUCGGCGGCCACCCGCAAGAUUGAGACGCUCAACGCGCAGCUCGCGGACCUCCACGACACGGUCGAGAUGCUCACGCUCGAGAAGGAGACGCUCGCGAUGGACAAGGAGAUCGCUGAAGAGCGGCUCGAAGACGCCGAGAUGGAGGUCGAGAAGCUCACGCUGGCCGCGGAGAUUGCUGGCGACUCGUCGCACAUGCACUUGGACGUCCAUUCGACCAGCGUCCACGAAGAGAACGCCAAGCUCCGGACAGCGAUCAAGGCGCUGCACGACCGGUACGCGGACGAGAAGAUGGAGCUCACCAAGUCGUUCAAGGAGGCAUCGCGCCAAGCGACGGAGCUCGCGAGCUACCGCGACGAGGUCGAGGUUGUGUCGGCCAAGAUGGCCAAAGUGGCGCAUGAAAACGAAGAGCUCAAAGAGAUGCUCGAUGUCGCCAGCGCGUACGAGGCCAUGGUCGAAGCGCUCACGGAGAAGAACCUCAGCCUCGGCGAGCGCGUCGCCGAUCUCGAAGCGUCAAUCGCAUCGCUCGAAGCGCUGAAAGACAUGAGCGAGGAGAUGGAGCACCAGCACGACUUGCUCGAGAAGGACCUCCGCGCCGAGCUCCUCACGCUGCGCACGAAAGUGACCGAGCUCAACGAGCGCCUCGCCUCCGCGCAAGCCAACGUCGACGACAAGGACCGCACGGUGCAUCGGUUCCGCGAGCUCGCGCACCGCAACCGCGAAGAGAUGGCGGCGCUUCGGGAAAAGCUCCGGCUCGAGGCCGGCGAGCUCGACGCGCGGGUCGAAGCCACGUGGCUGCGCUCGCUCCUGCCGUCGUCCGUGUUUACCGAGGCGGACGACCGGUCGCUCAAGGUCCGGCUGCUGCUCUCGCGCCUCCACGGCAACGUCGACGUUGUUCUCAACCACGUCCUCAAGAACGUCUCGUCGCUCACGUCCGACGUCCUCGGCAACCCGAUCGAGAAGGCGCGUUUGGCGUACGAGUGGGCGCUGGGCGUCCGUCUCUUGCAGGUUCGCUUGGCCAUUGCCCAUGCGCAGCAAUCGCUGCACACGGCCGGCGACACGGCGUUUCAGUCGCUGCUCGUGCAGCUCGACGGGCCAUCGACACAUCAACUCGACGUCGCGCUCGAUGGUGUCCUGAUCUCGCUCGGUGUCGACGGCGGUCUGAGUGGCGGGAGUGACGCGCAGCCGUCGUCGUCGGACCGACUCUUGUCGGUCGCCGCCGAGUGGAGUGCACUCUUCCCGCUCACGCACGUGACGCAGGCGUCGCUCGUCAAGCUCCAAGCCCAGGCCCACGCAUCGAUCCUCUCGCUGCACUGCGCGAUUGCGUUUUUGCACGACGACCUCCCGCUCGAGCUCCGGGGCGCCGUUUGGAACCUCGCACUCCAAGUCGCCCGGCGCGCCGAGUUGGACCUCGGUGGCGAGGCUUCCAGUAGCGACGACGACGACGACGAUUCGGAGAUGCGACAUGUGCUCGCGACGGUGGUGGGCGGCGUCGUCCUCGAGCAGUUGCAAGCCUACGCGAUCGAGAGCGGGGACUUGACGACCGAGACACAGCUGCAGUCGUUCAAAGAGCGUCUCGCGGUGCUGUACAAGGCCGUGGCCAAGGGCGCGCUCACGGAUGCAUGCGUCCUCGUACCGAGCGCCGUGCCGCCGGCGCGCCGCCAACCGACGUGGGAGCUCCGCGCCGAGAUGGUGCGGUCCGAGCUCGCGAGUGCGUCGACGCUAUUGACGUCGUUGGAGGAGACGACCGACGUCUGCCAUACGCUGCAGGCGCGGCUCAAGGAGCUCGAGAAGGCCGAGAGCCAAUCACGCGUCAUUGUGCAAAAGCUCGAGCACGACGUGACGCGCCUCAGUGACGCAAUCUCGGCGGAAACGAGUUUGACGAGCAAGCUUCAGUCGCAGCUCACCCAAGAGCGGGCGCAGUUUGAGCAAAUGCUGUCCGAGCAAAACAAGGAGCGCGCGGCGCUCGAGAGUGCGCACCGGCAGCUCCGCAAGCAGCUGCGGCGCAACAGCGACCUCCCGUCGACGCCGACCAAGACGACCGAGUCGUCGACGCCAUCCUCAUCGUCCUCGACCGUCUCGACGAGUCAAGUCCGGGCGCUGGAAGCGGCCUUGGCCGAGAUGCAUGUCGCGAUGCAGCGGCUGCGUCAAGAAACCGCGUUGGAGCGCCUGGAGGCUGCCCUCGCGCCCCUUCCGCCCGUGCGCCCGCCCACGAAGCUCGCUGCUUGUCUCGACAACGUCCGCCGCGUCGAAAGCCAAGUGCUCGCGAUGGCGUCGCUCCCGUCCUUGUACGUGGUCGGUGGCACUCGUACGACCAGCGCGUCGCCCGCCACGUCAUCGCAUAUCGUGCCGCUCGCUAAGACGAUCGAAAAGCUGCGCGCCGAAAUCGCGUCGACGGCCGCCACCGAAGGCUUUGGCGCCGACGUGAUCGCGGCGGUCCGCGCCAACGAAGUCGCGUUCGCGGGCCGCUCGGUCGACAGCGUCCACGCCUCCGCAGCGGACGUGCCGGCGCGCGUCGGCCGCCUCACGUUUCCAGGUCCUCGCAAGGCGGCGUGCAGUGCCGUCAAGGUCGUGCUCUCGUCGUCUGAGCUGCACACGCUCUCGCGCGCGCUCUUGUGCUAA